This is a messenger RNA of Purpureocillium takamizusanense, 3207 nucleotides long. RefSeq lists its product as uncharacterized. The record is from RefSeq and is a predicted model, not a curated record. NCBI's taxonomy places the organism in Eukaryota, Fungi, Ascomycota, Sordariomycetes, Hypocreales, Ophiocordycipitaceae. The transcript is spliced from 2 exons. Bases 301 to 3024 code for a protein of 907 amino acids.
GAUAGAUGCGGUGCCAUCCAUACCUGCCGUGGCUGGCUCCGGCUCUGCGUUUCAGGAGCUGAGCCUGCGUUAUCGUGAGACUGGCCGCUUAUCAUGCGUUACGCUCCCUUGCCGCGCCUGCAACCGAGUCACCGCCAGACCACGCGCUUCUUUCUCCGUGCCAAUUGCUGACACCUGCCCUCUCUUGGCCAGCUUUACUCUGUAUAAACGCUAUUCAGCAUUGUCUUAAUACAUCUCUUCGUCCCUUCACCCCGACAAUCGAGCGAAUUCGACGACCCCCCCAGCGAGACUCGGUCGAGCAUGUCAGCAGCCGCCAUGCAACAGACACCCGUCGUGCCGCCCCGUCCGUCCAGGGCGACGGACAAGGACGCCUCCGCGGGCAUGCCUAAGAUCCCUCCGCGGCCCGUCAACAAGAGACUCGACCGCUCCGUCUCGCCCAACCCCGACCGCUUCGCGCCCUCGCCCCUGCACGGCGGCAUCGCUCCGCGGGACCCCAACGCCACCCGCCUGAGCGCCCACUACGCCCACAAGGAGCACGCCGAGGACCCCGUCGAGCGCUCCGGUAGCGUGCCGAUGCCCUCGGUUGGCGAGGAGGGCGUUGAGUACAGCGCAGUCGCCAGCGAGCUGGAGCACGAGCGGACGACGUCCCCCGAGCAGACGCGCACCGUCGGCGAGGAUCUCAAGCUCCACGCCCCCAAACCCUCGCUGCCCGCCGUCAGCGCCAAGCAGCAGGUCAUGGCCGUGACGCGCACCGACUCGGACAAGGCCGCGUCCUUUGGCAUCGGCCGCCCCACGAGCGACGCCGGCGAGCGCUCCGGCUCCCGCAACAGCUUCAGCCAGAAGAAGCGCCCCAGCAGCACCCUGUCCGCCUACAGCGACCACCACACCGAGGACGAGCACGGCAUCCCCGAGAUCGGCCAGCGCGUGCCCAUGAACCCUCACCUGGGCGACGUCCAGGCCCCUUCUCCCGGUCCCGGCGCCGAGAGCAAUGGCAACAAGAAGCAUCACAACCGCAAGCACAGCGCCACCCGUCUCCCACCCGGUAGCUACGGCCUUCACGGCCACGGCAUGACGCCCCAGGACAAGCUCGACAAGGCCUACUACCAGAAGCACCCAGAGGCACUCGAGCGAGAAAAGCACACGCCGCUACACGAUCGCCAAAACAACUACGCCAUGAGCAGCUCCGACCUGAACAAGCUCGUGCGAGACACAGCCAACCGCCAGGCUGCCCAGAGCAUCGCCGACAUGCGUGGCACGCCCACGGACGAGGUCGCCUUCCAGGCCAGCGAAGAGUACGCCACACGCAUGUCCUCGCGUCCCACGUCCACCAUCGCCAAGGGCGUCACCGACAAGGCCACAUCUGACGCCGAGGCGGGAGACAAGCCCAUUCACGUGGACGACGCCAGGCAUCCCGAGUUCUACCAGUACGGCGACGAGGACAACGCCGAGGGUGGCGAAGAGGAAGACUACACCGCCCCGAUCCUGGCCCAGGACGAGGUGCUCAAGGAAAAGGAGCGCAAUCAUCAUCACCCCGCUGUGCGCCCUCACCUUGAGCGCCGCCGCAGCUCGCAGAGCUAUGAGGAAGCGCCCAGCCGCCCCACCAGCCGCACCAGCAGCAUUCGCGUCACCAUCUCUCAGCCGGAGUACAACGCGACGACGCUGGAGGACGUGGAGGAAUACGAGCCGCUAUUCAACGACGAGGGCAAGGACGUUAGGCAGGUGGAGAAGCCUAAGCACGAGCCCGCCGAUGAGAACGAGUGCCGUCAUCACUUCCCCAGCAAGGACAUCUGGGAGGACGCCCCCAGUAGCGUUCACUACACAGCGACCGUGUCCACGCCCGAAGUGCCCGACCAGAACCGGCGGCGGUCUUCGGCCUACCACGAGGACCGCCCAAUCACCCCGGCGCAGGCCUUUGCGCAGUACCAGGAGCAGCUGGCCGAGAAGGAGGCCAGCGGCCGCGUCAACAACUUCCUGCCUCUCUCUGAGGAUAAGCCCACGUGGAUCGGCCACCAGCCGCAUCUGCAAGCUAAGCGCGAGCGCCCGGCUUCUUCCCGGCGGUUCCCCAGCCGUGACGUGUGGGAGGAUGCUCCGGAAAGCCACUGCCACGAGGCGACCGUCUCCGGAUCGCCGACGGAAGACAAGAAGCCUGAGAUUCCGGUCCGGCCUGCGAAGAAGCCGUCUCAGACGUCGGAGCCGCCCAGCAUCCCUGAGCGCCCGCAAGCCCGGCAGGGAAGCGGUGACGAUUCAGCCAAGGGGCGCCCGCCCGUGUCCGACAAGCCGAAGCCCCAGAUCCCUCCCCGUCCCACUAAGAGCACGUCGGGGGAUUCAAAGGAAGGCUCCUUCUCUAAACCGAAGCCGCCGGUGCCCAGUCGUCCCACAGGCAGCAAAAUUGCAGCCCUGCAGGCGGGCUUCAUGAGCGACCUGAACAAGCGGCUCCAGCUCGGGCCGCAGGCGCACAAGAAGGAAGAGACAGCUAAGGAGGAAGAGCCUGUUGAGGAGAAGGAGAAGGCCCCCCUGUCAGACGCGCGAAAGGGCCGGGCUCGCGGUCCUCAGCGUAGAGCCCCGGCCAAGAGCCCUGCUGCAGCUCCCGCCGCCGCUGCGCCGACAUUAUCAUUUUCGCUGCCUCAGAUGUCGUGGUCAAUUGAUCCCGACGGCGGUUACGUGGCGCUCGGCGGUGAGGCGGAGGCUGAGCCCGAGGCGCCAAUGGUCGAGCCCCUGGUGUCAAGUCCGGAGAAGACGGUGCCCGAGGAGCCCCCUGAGGCGGCUCCAGUCGAAGAGCCCCCGGCCGUGAAGACUGCCGCGGAGCCAAAGGAGCCUGAGGAAACGAUCAAGGCGCCUGAGCAGGCACCCAAGCAGCCGAAGUCGAAGGAGCCGGAUGAGACUGCCAACCCGGAUGAGCCGGUCAAGGAGGCGACCCUGGCGGCCAACAUGGCUGGCGAGAGCAUCCUAGAGGCAACGGUCAAGGAGGAAGACGGCGGUAAUGAGGUUGAGCCGGUCGAGGUACACGAUGACGUGAAGCCGUAGCGGAAGGUCGCGUACAUGUUGGUUUUGCGUCUUGAGUACUGUGUUUGACCGACUUGAAAUAGAUCCAAUUGGACCGUAUCGGCUGUCUCGACUCGCCGGGACUGCCUUUGAGCCGUGAUGCAUAUUGUUAUUGUACAUGGACUAGCCUUGGAUUUAUAAUGACACGCUCUACCUCCUUCUCCC